This is a messenger RNA of Castor canadensis (American beaver), 3085 nucleotides long. RefSeq names its product fibroblast growth factor 14 (gene Fgf14). The record is from RefSeq and is a predicted model, not a curated record. Gene Ontology annotation, molecular function: growth factor activity. Lineage: Eukaryota; Metazoa; Chordata; Mammalia; Rodentia; Castoridae.
CCGGCCGGACAAGAAGGCAGAGCUUGUGGCGGUGGCGACCCUUGAGAGGGCUUCAGAGACGCAGGGUGACCAGCAGCGCCUGCAGCUGCCCUCCCGCUCUCCACUCCGACGCGACCGGGCGGCGGCGGCCACGACCUCCAGCUCCCCGGGUUUGGCCGGCUGCGCCCCGGGCGCAUCUGCGCGCCUGGCCCCGCGCUCGGCGACCGACAGGGCGAUGGGUCCUAGGCGGGACUGAGCGUCCUCCCCUCCCUCCCCACCUCGCCAGACCGCCCCUCCCUCCGCUCCCCCCAGGGCGAGCGGCGGUCUGCGCCGCCCCUUCCUUUUCUGGUGCCCCCCAGCUCCCCUUCCUUCUGUCCCCUCCCUCCCCCGGACCCAUUCCCUGGGCCACCAUGGCCGCGGCCAUCGCUAGCGGCUUGAUCCGCCAGAAGCGGCAGGCGCGGGAGCAGCACUGGGACCGGCCGUCUGCCAGCAGGAGGCGGAGCAGCCCCAGCAAGAAUCGCGGGCUCUGCAACGGCAACCUGGUGGAUAUCUUCUCCAAAGUGCGCAUCUUCGGCCUCAAGAAGCGCAGGUUGCGGCGCCAAGAUCCCCAGCUCAAGGGCAUAGUGACCAGGUUAUAUUGCAGGCAAGGCUACUACUUGCAAAUGCACCCUGAUGGAGCUCUCGAUGGAACCAAGGAUGACAGCACUAAUUCUACACUGUUCAACCUCAUCCCAGUGGGACUGCGAGUUGUUGCCAUCCAGGGAGUGAAGACAGGGUUGUAUAUAGCCAUGAAUGGAGAAGGUUACCUCUACCCAUCAGAACUUUUUACCCCUGAAUGCAAGUUUAAAGAGUCUGUCUUUGAAAACUAUUAUGUAAUCUACUCAUCCAUGCUGUAUAGACAACAGGAAUCUGGUAGAGCCUGGUUUUUGGGAUUAAAUAAGGAAGGGCAAGCUAUGAAGGGAAACAGAGUAAAGAAAACCAAACCAGCAGCUCAUUUUCUACCGAAGCCAUUGGAAGUUGCCAUGUACCGAGAACCAUCUUUGCAUGACGUUGGUGAAACGGUCCCGAAGGCUGGGGUGACACCAAGUAAAAGCACAAGCGCGUCUGCAAUAAUGAAUGGAGGCAAACCAGUCAACAAGAGCAAGACCACAUAGCCAGAUCCUCACAGGUGUUGUGACUUACUCCCUGAGCACAGUUGAGUGAUUUAUCCUUACAGACCUUCUGGCUCCCGGGGCUGAUGAGCAGCAGAGAAAGCAAGCUGAUGCUUGCCCUUUGCUGUCUCAGAACUUCUUCGUUGCAAGUGGAUAGAUCUCAACCUGUGGGCCCCCCACAACAAGAAGACACCUGGACAACCAGCUAACUCAGACCAUGGAAUGCCCUACCAGAUAUGGAAUGCCUUUUUAAUAUCUUUUCUGUGACUGUGACACUCCAUGUGAAUGACAUACUUCACAAGUACACUCGAUACCUUGCCUGCUGACAGCUACCCAUAAUCCUUUUGAGUCCUGUUUCCACGAAAUCCAUGUGUUUAAGUUCAAUUUUGUAGCACACAAAUAAUAUUGAGUAAUUUCUAGUUAGACGCUGUAAACCUGUGCUAUUAUGGAUUUCUCUUCCCGUUUUUACAGGGCUGCUCGCUCCACUGUCUGUGACCUUUUGCAGUGAUUGUGUUCCUCUAAAUCUUAAAUGUUGCAGUUGGCUUAGAUUGGAGAGCAAUCAAGGAAUCAGGAAGCCUUCUAAACCUAUUAUUACAAAUUGCAUCUAUAAAGAUUAAGGUGGUUGUCUCUGGCUCACAUUACUGAUUAAACACACAUAUACACUCUAUCUAGUAGCAGAUACUGGGCUCCCAAGGUCGCUGUUGCCUGGGUGGGACAAGGGUCAAACACAGACAUGGGAAGCUCUCUACAGUAAGUGUUUGACACCCCUUCUAGUUUCUUUGUGCGUGUGUGUUUUAUACAUAUCACAAGCUUACUGGUAAUGGUAACAUUUGCCUUGCCCAGCGAGCAAGACCCACUGGUUUUUGAGAAAGUGGGUCCAAAGAAUUCUGUAGGCCUUGUGGGCCUGAUUAAGGUUCAUUUUUCAUCUAUUAGUCCUCAUUAUUGGAAAAAAAAAGGAAAAAUCAAUCAUUACAACCUACAAGAAAUGUGCUACCUAAAUCCAUUUGUGUUCCACUCCUUCCUUCCUGUUUUUAAUGAACCAAAUCUACAUUGUUCCCUUUUGAGCUGCGUUCCACUCAUACUCAGCCAAGCAUGGGCAAGGCGGCUGUUGAGUUCUUUUCUGCAGCAGCAAUGCAAACAUUAGUUAUAAAUUAGACUUUAAUAUUUUUGGUGUUUAAUGACAAGUUUUUAAACUGGACAUACGAGGAAAAAUAUUUUUUUUAGCUCAGCAUGCUGAGUCUGGUACUGUGGAUCUCACCAGUACAUACCUCUAACUCAGCUUUUGGGGGCCCAUGUUGGCUGGUGGCUGAGUUAGAGGUGCCUUGCCAUGAUCUCAGACUACCCUCUGUCGAAUAUUCUAGAUAAAAAUAAAGCAAACCAACACUCUCAAACAUCAAGUUUUUGGGCCAUUUGAUUUAUUUGCUUUGUUUUAUUUUGCUCAUUUAAUUUCCUUUUGGAUUGGAUACUACUAAACUCUGAGCUUGGGGAAGGCAACUACUAAGACAGGCCAUGAAUCGUUGACCAUACAGUAGAGAUUCCACACAAAAUAUUCAAUAUUGGAUAUAAAGAGCUUCAAAAUGUUUCAUACUAAACUGUUUGGAAAUAUAUUUGUUAACUCUGUGUACACUUAAUAAAAUUCAGUGUUUUCUUCUCAGAAGAGUUGAGACCAAAGUGAACCUCAUUUAAAGAACACACUUGCUGGUGGUAUCAAUGCACUGGCCUCUUGUUGUAUUUCCAUGUGGAAUGAUGACCCCAUUGCCACUUAUCCCCAUCUGCAAUGUAUUUACUGGGAAAUUAUUUUGUCACUGCUUUCAUAAAUCUCCAUGACAGCCCUUGCCCAGCAUUUAAAAAUUUUGGCCUGCUUAGCUGAUAAAAGUUUCAGUAUAAAUUUAACUGUCUAUGCUUACUUCCUUUUCAUAUUGGAUUCCAUUUUAAUAAAUAAAAAGUUAGCAUAA